Messenger RNA from Ogataea polymorpha, 8286 nucleotides. RefSeq lists its product as uncharacterized. Gene Ontology annotation, cellular component: outer membrane. Bases 1 to 1311 code for a protein of 436 amino acids. The record is from RefSeq and is a predicted model, not a curated record. NCBI's taxonomy places the organism in Eukaryota, Fungi, Ascomycota, Pichiomycetes, Pichiales, Pichiaceae. The transcript has a single exon.
AUGUCUUCUCCCUCAGAAGUGCUCCAACAAAACGCCACGGCCGGAGUCAAUCUCAAGGCCGUCUCCGUCACCGGCGGCGAGCAGUUUUCAGACAACUUCUUCAACAAGCUGCUGUCACCGCUGCUCUCCUCUGCCGACCUCACCGUCGGCCAGCUCAACAGCAGGUGUCAGUCGGCCCUCGGAAACCUCGCGUUCACAGGCUGUUUCGACAGUGUCGCGGCCAAAGUGGAGCCCGCCGCGCAGGAUCCGCACAGCCCGCUUUGUGUGACGGCGAAAUUCGACCUUAUUCCCGCCAAAUUGGCCCACACCACCGUCGGCAGUGUCUACACCCCAGAGGGCAACCAAUUGAUGCUCAAUUACAUCAACAACAACACGUUUGGCAACGCGGAGCUACUACAGGUGUCGUCGCUGGCCGGACUCGUGCCAGAAUCGCCUGUGCGGCUGCUCAACGUGCUGUACAAGGCUCCCAUGGUGGACACGUCGCUGAAACUGUUUGCGGACGGGUUUGUGUCGAAUGCAAACGACGCACGCUUCCAGUCGGAGCAGCAAUGGGUCGGCUCGGGAACGCUGGGCGUGGAGAAACUGAAGCUGUUCAGGAACUUUACCGCUGCCUUCUCGGCAGCCAUCUCGCUCGUCAAGAGAACGACGCUGCGCGUCAGCGACGGUGCCAGCGACGAGAUCAAAACCUACGCGGGCGACCAUUUCAAAGAGUCGGUGCUGCUUUCCGUCGCAUGCGAUAGGCUCACAUACCUGCCGGCGUCCAAAAACGCACUUCCCCUUAACGGGUUCCACUGGAGCCUGAGAAACGAGCUCACGGGGCUUUCCAACACCAGCCCAGAAAAAUUCGUCAAGUUCGAGUCGUCGCUGCAGCUCAUCAAGUCGGUCUUCAGAAACAGCCUCACGCUGGACUGCCAGCUCGCGGCAGGCCACAUCGUCAACCUUAGCGGCUCCAAAACCAUCCAUUACCACGACAAGUUCUAUCUCGACGUGCUGGGCUCCAAAACGCUCGGCUACCCAAGUCUCAGCGAGACCCGGUUUGGCGGCACCUCCUAUGUCAGUGGAAACCUGAGACUGCUCUCCAGACUGCUUUUUGUCGACCCUGCCUACCCGCUGCGUGUGUACGUCGGCCUCAACGGCGGCCAGGUGGCCUCCGACCCGGCACAGCUGCUCAGCUGGCGCUCGGGCGCAGCGUUGGGCCUCACCUACAAAGUCGGCUCUGUGGCCCACUGCAACGUCUACUACGAGCUGCCGAUCGCCGGCCGCGGCCGCUCCGGCCUCGGCUUCAAUGUGGCUCUCUACGGCGACUACUAGCGCUCAAAACAUUCGGGUCUAGAUUCUCUAGCAUACUAUAGACAAGACAAUUGUAGAAUUACUUCUCCUCCCCUUCCCGCUCCUCUUUCUCGGCCAGAUACUUGUCGAAAGCGUCGUUCUUGUUGGAGAACGGCCGUUUGCCCAGCAGCCGGAUCAUGUCCUCUCUGGUGAUCACCUCUUUCGACAGCAGCUCCUCGGCAACAAGUGCCACCUCCUUGGAUUUUUCCAUCAACAAACCCUUGCACCGCUGGUAGCAUUCGUCCACAAUGCGGUGGAUCUCGGAGUCGAUCAGGCUCGAGGUCUUGUCGCUGAACGGUUUCGUCAUGUCGUUGCCGCGGUCCACGUUGUAGUUCACAAGCCCCACCUUCGGCGACAUGCCGCACUCCAGCACCAUCUUCUGCGCUAGAUUCGUCACCUUUUCGAAAUCGUCCGAGCCGCCGCUCGUGACAGAGUUGAAGUGCAGCUCCUCCGACACACGCCCGCCCAACGUCAUUGUCAUGCGGUCCAGCAGUUUUCUCGUGCUGUACAGAUAAAUGUCUGGCGGCAGAUACUGCGCAUAGCCCAGGGCCCCCUGGCCACGCGGCACAAUCGACACCUUGAGCAGCGGGUCGGCGUUCUCCAAGAACCAGCCACAGAUGGCGUGUCCGGCCUCGUGGUACGCAACAAUGCGCUUCUCGUCCGGUGACAGCAGCUUGCUUUUCUUCUCCAGCCCAGCAAUCACACGCUCAAUCGCCUGCUCGAAGUCGUGCAGGUCGACAAACUCCUCGUUGUGCCUGGCCGCGAUCAGAGCGGCCUCGUUGCAGCAGUUGGCAAUGUCUGCGCCGGAAAAGCCGGGCGUCAUCGUCGCAAGCCUGCCCUUGAGAUCGUCCAGGUCGGCCCCUUCCUUCAGCUUGAUGUUGCGCAGGUGCACGUCGAAAAUGGCCUUUCUGCCCUCCAGCUCCGGGUUGUCUAGAUAUAUCUUCCUGUCAAACCGGCCCGGUCUGAGCAAUGCCUGGUCCAAAACAUCGGCACGGUUCGUGCCCGCAAGCACCACCACGUAGUCAGAUGUGGUGAAACCGUCCAUCUCGACGAGCAGUUGGUUCAAGGUGUUUUCUCUCUCGUCGUUGCUGCCGGCAGUACGGCCUUUUGACCGCGACUUGCCGAUCGCAUCGAUCUCGUCCACAAAGAUAAUCGACGGCGCGUUUUCGCGCGCCGUCUUGAAGAGCUCGCGCACCCGCGACGCCCCGACUCCAACAAACAUCUCCACAAACUCAGACCCAGAAACGCUGUAGAACGGCACGCCCGCCUCACCGGCCGUCGCCUUCGCCAGCAUCGUCUUUCCCGUUCCCGGAGGGCCUGUCAGAAUGGCUCCCCGCGGGAUCUUGGCGCCCAAACGCUCGUACUUUUCUGGAUUUUUCAGAAACUUGACAAACUCCAUGAUCUCCUCCUUGGCCUCGUCACAACCAGCAACGUCGUCAAACUUGAUCUUGACGCUUUUCUCCGCAUUAAACCGCUUGAAACGGUUGCCUGCAGCGCCAAAUAAGCCACCCCCAAUGCCCGGAGCGCUGUUGAGCAUCUUUUUCGACGACCAGAUGAUGAACGCAAACAACAGCACCGUCGGCAGGAUAUUGUACAGCGCCUUGAACACAGACGCGUUCUGCACAUAUAUCACUGGCAGCCGCAACUCCUCGGGAACAUUGUUCUCCUCUUGCGCCUGCUUCAGCUUCUCCUCAAACACCUGCACAGAGCCGAUUGUGAAGUAAUACUCGGUGCGCGAGUCGUGCACCGGCUGGCUCCGACCCAACUCGUUCAUCACCACCCGCACAAGGUUGUUGUUGACCACCACCAGCUUCUCCACGUAACCUUUGUCCAGCAGCGAUGUGCGGAACUCCUGCCACGUGAUCUCGUGCUCGUGCGACUCCAGGGAAAAAAGAUAGUACAUCAACAGUCCCGUCGAAAUCCAAAACAACAGCACGUCGGGCCUCAAUCCGGGCCCCAUUGGACCCAUAGGCCCUGUAGGAUUUCCACCCACGCCUGAACCGUCGCCCUUGCCGGCGCCUCUCGUAGGCGAACUGAACUUGCUGCCAAACAACCCGUCCUUGUCUUCCCGCUCGUUGAACCGCUCCUGCUUUUCAGUAUGGUAAUCCAGCAGCGACUUGUGGAACUUGUGCACGUUCUCCAUCUUCUCACCCGCACGAGUGGCCAUCUCGUCUGUCAGAAUCGUGUUGAUCAUUUUUGUCGAGGACGGCGAAAUAAGUCCACCAAUCUCGUACUUGUCGAACAGCUGUCUGAUUUUCUCCCUCUGUUCCUCCUCGCUCAAAUCCUUUUUGUACCAAAUUUUCUUCAAAUCGAUCAACAGCUCUUCGGCCUCCUCGUCAGUCAAUUCACGAUCGCCGUCGCUGUUGAAUUUCUUCGAUGAGUUGAAACGAACACCACCAGACCUGAGAAACCGCCCAGAGGGCCCAACAGUGCUCGGAACCUUGAAAUUGGCUAAAUCCGCAGUCGGGGACACCUUAUUGGACACCGUCCGGGAUACCUGCCUGUUCAGCAGUAAACGGGCCCCACAGCGCAAAAAAGAGACGUUCCGGCUCGGAAACGCCCGGCACAUUCGUGUAACAGACAUAAACCUAAAUAUCAGCGGCUAGCGUAUCAAAAAUGCGGUCGUAUUGCCAGCUAACCCGUCUAUGUCUAGAUUCGCCACUCUUGAAAAACUACAAUUUUACUGAAAAUAACACAGAUUAAUUCUUCAGGUGGUCGUGCAUGUAUCAAUCUCGGAUGGCCUAGACUGUAGAAACGAUCUCCGAAGCGUGUUUGAGCACCUCCACCAUCUUCUUGCACUCCUUUCUUCUUGCAACAGUGAUCUCGUUCUCCUUCACAAGCGAUUCCAGGUCCUUGUUACCGUACAGUUUCUCCAAAAGCACCUUCUGGAUGUCGUUCUUGGACUGCUGGAUCAGCUUGAGCAUCACGGCCUUUGGGACAAUGUCAGCCACCGUCCGCUUGACAAUGUUGAAGUACGAAUGUAUAAGCAACUUUAUCACCUCUGUCUCCUGGGUCUCUCUAUCAGUCAUCUGGCCCGUGGCCUUCAGCACGCUUGGAGGAGCCUCCAUGGCAGCCAACCGUUUUUUAUUCUUGGACGAGAAGAAGCCACCAAAGAACGACGAGGACUUGUUCUCCUCGUCGUUGACGGAUGAGGCCGAGUGUGCUGGAGCAGGUAGCGGCUUUCCUGUCUUUGGAUCAACCUGGACAGGCGUAGGAUGCAAUUUCUCUUGGACCAUGGCAAGCGCCUGAGACCCCUUGAGCAGGUCAGGGUGCGCUGUAUUAAUGUACGUCUGUUCGGCCUUAAUAAUAUCCUCAACAAACGCGUUUGUCGGCAGCACAGACUCCCGUAGGUACUGGAUGAAAAUCUGGGAGAUCUGUUCUUUCAAGCCGGGAUAUCUUGCGUACUCUGGCUGCGCAAGAAUCUGCGACAAAAUACGCACCAGCUCGUCAAACACAAGCGUAAUGCAUCUGAGUGAAGGGUCCUGAAAUCUGUGGAUCUGCUGUUUCACAAGCACCUCAAAAGCCUGUGUGCCCACAAACAACGACGGAGCAGAACCUGACGAGUUGUACAUGAUGGUUCUGAUGUCUGCGUCUUUGAUCUGGUCAAAUGGGUCAAGAGCAUACACUCCGUUCUUGAAGAUCUCGUGGAACACGAAGCUGAUUCUGGCUCCUCCGCUCAGCUCGUUGGACGAGAUGUCCUUGGUUUGUCCGUCCAGGAUUCCCGUGUAGUCGUUGCAGAAGUCGGUGAUCACGCUUAAAACGAUCGAGCUUGGUGACUCGGCCAUCUCCGGACCAAGGGCAGAAAGCUCCUGCUGAUACUUCUUCAACGCUGUCUCGAUUCUGGCCUUGAUCUCAGGAAGUGUGGUUCUAAUGUGGUUCAGCAGGAUCGCAUUCAGCUUCUUGGCCAGGUAAGGAGUACCGCAAUAGUGAGCCUUGCUACUAUACGAAGGAUGAUUCUCGAAGAAUCGUCUCUCGUCGUUCAGGGCCUCUCUGAUGGUCUUGCGACUCUCAAUGUCCUUCUGGCCCCUGUUAAUCACAGGAACGUAUCCGGAUCGCAGCGGGAUCACUCGGCCGGCAAGAAUGUCAAUCACAUCGGUUCCCUGGUCCAUCAGGUCGACCUUCGUCAGCACACCGAUGGUUCUGAGUCCCUCGGGGUCGACCUCUCUGGCCAGCUUCAACCCGUCACUAUUCGCCAGGUCCUGGUUGGCAGCAUUGACAGCCAAGAUGAUGGCGUUCGGCUUCGAUAUAAACUUCAUGAUCAUGUCUCUGAUCUGUUUCUCGAUAUCCUUUGGCUGGUCGCCCACAGGCACUUUCGUGAGUCCCGGCAAGUCGACCAGGGUCAGCGUCAGCACGUGUGGCGAAUAGAUCCGCAGAUUGAUGGGCACAGAGCUGAUUCCGGCAUUUUUGCCCGUCUUGGCCUCCGUCUCCCUCACGAUCUCAUCCCUGAUAUCGUCGAAAUUGUAGAACUUCUUGCCCGGCAGGUGCAGAAACUCUCCCCAUUCUUCAGCGUUGUUCUCUGUCUUGUUUCCCUGCGCGUCUGUGGUCUGGAUGUCAAUCAGAUCGCUUGCAGCACUCUUGCUGUUGCUGCGCCGGUUGAUCAGUUGCAAAAUCAGCGGCCGUCUAGUCACAAUGCCCGUUCCUCUAGGAAGGAACUCGCGGCCAACAAUGUUCUCCAACACAGAGCUCUUUCCCGACGAUUGGGACCCGACAACGGUUAUCUGCGGCAGAUCAACCGGCGAGGUCGAGCCGGAGCCAAGAGGCGCGAGAGCGUCCUGGAGCUUGUUGAUAGUUUGGAUUAAUGUUUCAUCCAUAGUGGCAAUAACAGCGAAGCGAAAUAAUAAAAUAUAAAUAACAAACUUUGUUACCCGGCGGGACUCGAAUUUUGUCCCACCAGCCACAAACUGUAGGCACGUUCCACAGCGUUCCAUGAAGGGGAGGAGGGAAAGCACCGCCUCAGCGACUGGAGGGGGUGUGGCUGGUCCUGCUGCUAAGUCCAGAAAACAACUUGGCACAAGUCGAGACUACUGCCGCUGCUCGCAGCCCGGACCUCGCGUCCGCUCCGAUAGCAGUUUCCCAUCGCGGUAUCUUGACUAUGUCCUUCUCUACAGGUUCCGUAUUGGUGAAAAAGCAAAUCUUUAUUGGGACGCAUGAUUAUGCGUACAGAUAAGAAUUCUUAUCUUUGACGUUGAAAUUCGACAUCUUCCAGAAGGAAAUAAAUAAAAGUGCCCUUUCCUUCUUCUUUCGCCAUGUCAGUUUACGAGGCUGCAAAGCUGGCAAACACGCUAGGAUUCGCCCUCAUGCCGGUGGCCACCAUGCCGACGGUCGGCUCCACGGCGAGUUUAGUGCCAAUCCUGGGCACCGUGCUGGACAUGGCGAACUGCGUGUUGUCGUCGGCAUGGCAGCCAGACCUGAAAAUGGCUCUUUCUCUGGUGCUCCGUGCGUUUCUGGACGCCUAUCUGCUGUUCCUGUGGAUCCAACAGUCACGGAUAAACAGCCCAAUAUCUGCCGCUAGACCCGGCUCUCUGCCCCGUCAAAACCGCUUCUUUUUCACGCCCAGCUCAAUUCCCGCAAACAGGACAGAGACAAUAGACCAUCUGCCACUGUGCAACAACGACAGCAACCUUGUGAUAUCGGGAAGUUACCCUCCGAAACACAAACCGCAAACAGCGCCUGUCCUGGCCGCGCUUCUGGCCGUGUCGCCUGUGCCGUCAAACGCAAGCCCACUAUCUUACAGCCUGCAAAACUCGCCGCCCAUACCUGCCGGAACACCCGCGCAGAUCGGCAUGGUGCUCGUGGUGGCCACCAAGCUAGCAGAGUGCUACAGCACGUACUUCUGUGGCAGGAAACCGUACCAGAAUGUCGGAGAGACGGUAGCUGUGCUCGUUGUUAUGACAACACAUUGGGGGUUUGGUUAUUUAUUCGAUUCUGUCGCACUGCUUGCUGUGGUGCAGGCCCUCAACAUUGUCGCCGUUCUGGGGUUGUUUUUCGUACCAAAACAGAAUCACGGCGCCCUGGCCAAGGCCCAAUACGGAUCGUUGGACAUGUCCGACUCACACGCAGGUCUGUACGACUCUUUCGGCAUCUCCUCCGUUGACAAAGACCAAACGGUGCACACGGUUGAGCAGCUCUGAAAAAUCGCCAAAACCAUGCACAGCCAGGAUGUUUAUUUUGGUGUUCGAUGGAAAAAAAUUUAGUUAGGUCUUGACGUUGACAUGUUGAGUGUGUUUGAAUAUCCAAAGUUGCUUGCGCAGCUCGAGGUGAGUAGAAUAUGUGCACAGUAACAAACUAACGCCAGAAAAUCGUGGUAUACGUGGAGGGCGAGUUAGGCUCGGAAAACGCAGCAGUGCAAAACUUCCGAGCCGAGGCCUCGAGGUUCGCCGAGCUUUACGGCCGCACAAACGAUUUGCGCAUCCUGGCGGCUGUUCCGAAGUCACACGAUCAGUCUGUUGACCCCAAGAUCGCCGAGCUGUGCGAGUUGGACCAACUGCAAACCAGAAACGACUCCAUGCGCUUCAUGCUCAAGCUCGAGGUCGUCAAGAGAGAAAUAGUAAAGCUAGUUGGAGGAGACUGCGACUUGAUUGGCGCCUUCAAGAAUGUUUGGCGACAGCUCGGUAAAUAGACUUCUAAUCUUUGAGAAUAUCCUUAAUUGACCAAUCUGAGUUGUCCAAAGGACACGAGUUUCUUUUCUGGAUCCAUGUAUCGAUGCAGUGAAGGUGGAACGAGUGGUUGCACACUCCCACAGCGCGCGGACACUUUGUGUGGGUUGCUGUUCUCGAGUUUGCGCCAAAGUUCGGGUUAUUGCCGCAGUCGAUACACGGUUCCAUCAGGUGGUUUCUACAGAUAGCACAAGUCUCGUUGUUCUGAUCCCAGGUCCAGAAGGCCACUGCGGUCCACUUUUUGACCUCAAAGCGCUUUUUCUUGGCUUGUUGAGGCGCUGGCGCAGGCAAAUCAAUAUCC